Cladocopium goreaui is the source of this 1264-nucleotide messenger RNA. NCBI's taxonomy places the organism in Eukaryota, Dinophyceae, Suessiales, Symbiodiniaceae. The record is from the annotation of a GenBank genome assembly.
GCAACCGUUUGACGCUGGCUAUGCCCAGAACUUUGCUGUGGGUCGUCUUACACGAAUCUUCCGCCUUAUGAGGAUCUUCAGGGUACUCCGUGUGAUGCGCUUCGCCAAGAAUCUGCAACAGUUGCGGUUGCUUGGCGAUGUCCUUUCCAAAUGCCUAAGCCCCUUGAUGUGGGCAUUGCUCGUUUUGGGCAUCAUCAUGGUGGGAACCGGAGUUUUGAUGUCCCAGCUUCUCUUGGAAUAUGUUCUGGAUACCACCCAAGAUUUGGAAAAGCGCCAGUGGGUCUACGAAUAUUAUGGCACUGCUUUGAAAGCGACUUAUUCCGUCUUUGAAGCGACCUUCAGUGGCUCCUGGCCGUUGCUGGCCCGGAAUUUGAUUCGAGAUGUUUCUGAGUGGUACUGCAUUUUCUGGAUUGCGUACCAGGUUGUUAUUGGCUUCGCUGUGAUGCGGGUCAUCGGCGCACUCUUCUUGAAUGAGACGAUUCGAGCAGCCAACUCCGACGGAGAAGCUGAAGUCCUUCGGAAGAUGAAGGAGAAAGAGGCCUUCAGCCAAAAGGUCUAUCAGUUCUUCACUGCUGCUGAUGCUUCCGGGGAUGGGCGCCUGUCCUACGAAGAAUUGGAAACAGCUCUUCAGGAGCCUGGCGUGGAAGCCUGGUUAAAGGCCUUGGAGUUGGAAAUUCAUGAAGCUUACACUCUCUUCAACUUGCUGGAUGAUGAUCGAGAUGGUGAAGUUUCCUAUGAAGAGUUCCUUCAUAGCGCUUUGCGGCUCAAGGGUAAUGCCAGGGCUAUCGACUCCAUCAUGAUCAUGCAUGAGCAGGCAAAGAUUGGGGAUGAGAUCAAGAAGCUGCGCAACAUGGUUGUGAACUCAUUCGCUGAAGCUUCAAAGAUCCGGGAACGGAUCCAGACAGCUGCGGAAUCCCAGAUUGUGGCGAACCCGUUCGCGCACAGCACUGAAAGGAGAGGCUCUCCCUUCGGAGAUUUGCUGCUUUCACCGUCAGCAACGAAGGCAAAGUUGGCUCAGCGAAGGGCCUCGGAAGUGCACAUUCGCAAACCCAUGGAAUUGACCUGAGAAGAUUCACUGAGACUGCCGUGCGAUGUGAACAAUGAGUAAUCUGAGUAAUCUGUUGAGAGUUGAAACUGUAACAAUCUGUAACAGUUGAAAGUCAAGAUUCUUUUGAGAAGACUUGACGUUUUCUCAUCUUUCUCUCAAGAGGGCAAUCCGAACUGCUGCGGGUCCCGGCAAGUUCGAACAGCGUUGGCAUGACAG